This is a messenger RNA of Tuber aestivum (summer truffle), 2815 nucleotides long. NCBI's taxonomy places the organism in Eukaryota, Fungi, Ascomycota, Pezizomycetes, Pezizales, Tuberaceae. The record is from the annotation of a GenBank genome assembly.
GAGUGGAAGAAGACGCCAGCGCUGCCCCACAGACAUCACAUCUACAGUCGUGAGUUUACACCACAUCGGAAUAGGACCACACUACGCACUUUCUCCACCCUUCUUUUAUUUCUUGGGGUCAAAAAAGGAAAUCCGAUAUCCGUGCUUACCGUGAUGGGCGUCCUGAAUAAAAACUCCACGAAGAGCCCCAGAUCUCCAGUUUCAAGAAUUCGUCCGUUCCCACCAUCCCGCCGGAUCUUCAUCUACUAUCUCGCCCUACUCCCCCUCCCUCUCCUUAUUCUCCUCUUUCUCACAAAGGAGGAUACUCAUCCCCCUCCCCCUCCCCCUCUCCCCUCUUCUCCCCCGCUCACCUUCUACCUUCGAACUCCCGACCUCGAAGCCAUGAGGAUCCACGCGCUCUCACUGCUCGGUAUAGGCUGCGCUCUCAUCAACGUAGCCCACUCAGCAGCGGUCGCUUUGGUACCCAGACAAACAUCUUCCCCGGAAAUAAUCCCAGAGAUCACUGAAUUCGUGGAUUCGCUUUCUCUGGCACCCGGGGAUGCCAACGAGGUAGCCACAAAGCUGAACGAGAGCGCUGUAGCUUUAAACUUGACCAGUCCCCCACCAGAAGCGAAGCUGCGCAAGCGGAGCUCCGUACUCGCAACCAAUCUCGCCUGCUGGAUAAUUCAGUUAAAGUUUGGCACAAACUCUUGCGAAGAGGGAAGUACGCCAUAUACUACCUUAAGUACUAUGAAUUGGUUUGUUUCUGCCUUCUCUUGGUGUGUUGGGGGAGCGUUUUCCUUGAGUGACAGGCGUGCUGAUCUUGGAUUUGUGCGCUGUGUGCAGGUCGAAGACAUGCUGGCUUAAACCGAGAUGUAUCGUUUCGCCAAAUUCAGCUCUACAAGUCUCCAUCGCCAUGAAAAUUAUCGACUUCCUCAAUGUGAAGUACUCAGUGCGCAGCGGUGGGCACACCCCGAAUCCCGGGUACGCCAAUUCGGAUGGGGGCGUGCUCAUGGAAUUGUCGAAGCUUCGGGCCAUGUCUUUAAGCUCCGAUGGGACCGUAGCAAGUAUCGGUCCUGGCCUCACAUGGGUUGAAGUUUACGAUUACCUCGCGCAGAGGGGCACCACCGUCCUCGGUGGGAGAAUCCCACAAGUAGGUGUUGGCGGUUUGAUCCUAGGUGGAGGACUUUCCUUCUUCGCGAAUCGGUACGGAUUGGCCUGCGACAAUGUUAAAAGUUUCGAGGUACGUGAGAAAUUUAAUGCAGGGGUGACGAUCGGAAAAGAAAAAAAAAUCGAAAUAAUUUUUCUUCCCGUUUAUGUUCCGCCACAAAUUGGGCUGAACUGAGACUGAUCGGUCCACUUUGCUGGUUUUAGGUUGUCAACCCCAAUUCUACCAUUCUAAACGCGAACGCCGCACAGAACUCGGAUCUAUUCUGGGCGCUAAAGGGCGGUUCCGGCAACUUUGGGAUCGUGACCCGCUUCGACAUGUACACUCGUAAUGAUCUCGCACAAAUCUGGUACGAGGUUCGAGUAUAUGCAGCAGACAAGACCCCAGAACUCCUUGAUGCGAUAGAGAACUUCCAGUUGAACGGUGAAGCAGACACGAAGGCCGGCUUCGUCUUCAGCGCAACGACCGACGUGACAUUGGUUGGCUACGUUUACGGCGGCGCCGUCUCCUCCCCGUCGGCCUUCUCAGCUUUCUACGACAUCCCCUACCUGGCGCACUUCGCUCCUCCUACCAUCGGAACUCACCACCAGCUCGUCGCCUCCCUCUCAGGCGCCUUCUCACCCGUCCCCGCCCGCCAUGACUACCGUGCCGCGAGUACCGGUGUCAAUGCUACAAUGUACAAACUGGUCUAUGAUUUCUGGAAGGCCAAGGCGCUCGCCAUCAAGGCUGCCACUGGAGGUGACGCGGACAUGUCCUUCUCAAUCCAGUCCUUCUCCAAGAGCGCUGUAGAUUACGGGUAUAGCACUGGUGGAAACACCCUCGGCCUCGUCAGUCAGACGCAGCAAUGGUUCACCAUGCUCGUGGACUGGACCAACGCUGCUGACGACGUCGCUGUUCGCGCGGCUGCCAAGUCCGUCACGGACAAGUGGAGUGAGGUCUCUAAUGCUAUGGGAUUCGGAAAUCCGUACCUUUACGCCAACGACGCUUCCAGGGACCAGAACCCUCUCACCAGUUAUCCCCCUGGGAAUAUCGCACAGAUGAGGACUGUCAGCCAUAAGUACGAUCCCAAGCAGAUUGCCCAGAUCUUGCAGAACGAUGGUUAUCUACUGUCCAAGGUCCCCUAAGCUCUCAGGCCGUCUAUCUGUGUCUCUGUAUAUUUGUGCAUGCGUUUCCUCUCCUUCAUGUUCACCCGUCACAAAGUAUAUAAGCCGUUUUUUUGGGGGGGGGUCUUGGUGUUUCCGGUAGUUUUUGCUUUUUUUAUAUUUCUAUGUUUAUUUAUCUGUUUAUUACUUAUCCGUUUCCAUUUCUCCUUGGUCAUUAACGUGCUCCUUAGCUUUUUUCCUUCCUUUUUUUGUGUGAAAAAGGUUACUGGACUGCUCUGUUGGCCCGCUCCCACCCAUUUGUAAUAUUCAUCCUCCCGUUUUGUGUUCUUGUUUUUUUGUUUUUUUUCGCCCUCAGGUUCGCUACAUAUUGUGUGUAAUGGUGCGGGGAAGUGCCGCAAUUUAGAGUGGAGGAGGGGAGGCAGUGGGUUGGGUUUGGGGAAGGAUAUAUCGAAUUUGGAUGUAUUUAGCUGCUGCCUCACUGUAACUUUUUAGCUGGAUGGUUUCUGGUUUAUAGUGGUCGGCUCCGCAAUAAAGCGAGAAGCCAUCUGGCUAUCCAUCACAGCCU